UUUGCUUUCCAUCGAUGUUCCGUUGCGGUGGCAUGGCAUCGAUCGCCAUGGUUGCCCGGCGCAGAGCUGCAGCGACCGACCACGACGAGAAGAAUUGCGCGUUUUUUUUCGACAUUAGGGUGGAUGGUCCUGUCUACGAGAUUAUGAAUGAAGAAGUGCGUCGCUGGAAUUGAAGAGCGGCGUAGUGAGUGAGUGAGUGAGUGAGUGAGUGAGUGAGUGAGUGAGUGUCUGGUCAGCUGUGAUAAGGGAGUGACUGAAUGCGGUGAAUGGCGAAUGUCGAAUGGCGGGAGUAAUGUGUUAUGGUAGUUCUGUCCUACGCAUGGCCUCCGGGAGGGGCGGAAUGUGGCAGCAGCAUCGGCAGUGUAUUCGCCUUCUUCAUCAGCUCGUGAAAGCACCGUCUGGCUCAUCGCUCGUUCCAGCUUUUCCCCGCUAUGCAUCCAAUGCUUCUUUGCCUGAACGCUAUGUGCCGAAGUCGGGGUCUCAGAAAGGCGCAGAGAGGGAAUCUGGAGUUAGUGAAUCACGAGACACGCAUUCUCACAACUCUGAUUUAAGACGUUUACCUACGGACAGAAGUUUGGUAGGAAGAGGGGAAGGUGAUGCAGAGGGCCGACGGGUAAGCAGAUCAUCUUCUGCUGCAAGGGCUAGCGAGAAAGCGAAUUAUUUGAUAUCUAGACCAGAGGGAGAGGAGGUCGAGGGAUUUGAGCGUCGGAAGCCCAGGAGGAGAAAUCUGCAGCAGCCGUCAGCAAACGAGGCUACUCAGUUUGAAGGUCUUUUUGGUGAUUCAGCUGAUGUCUGUUCAAAUUCCUUCACGUCAUCACAGACUCGGGAUACAGGAAAGCGAGAACAGACCCACGAUCUGGAAUUCCGGGCGAAAGAUUACUGCAUCUCCCUGCUGGCUCUGGGACCACAGCCCGAGGCAAAGCUGAGAAUGAAAAUGAGCAAGAAGAAUUUCUCCGCUGAGAUCAUGGACGCUGCAAUUGUGGAACUCCAAAGAUGUGGAUUGCAGAGUGAUCAAGAGUAUGCAGAAGUCUUUGCACGAUCGAGGUGGAAUGGUAAUGCCUGGGGACCAAAACGCAUCAAGUAUGAGCUGUUAAGAAGAGGGAUCAGUAAGGAUAAUGUGGAAGCUGGUCUCAUGCACGUUUUCCAAAACGAGGAGGACGCAGGGGACCUGGACGGGGAAGACAAUGGAGGGGACAAGUGGGGUAUGAAUCAGAAAGCAGCAGAGCAACUUCUCUCCCAAGCUCGACGAAGGUGGAGUCAAGGGAACAAAGCAGAUAUCAAUGCCCGCAAAAGACGCAUGGCCGGCUGGCUGCAGAGGAGAGGCUUCGGCUGGGACAUCACCUCUGACUUGCUGAGAAUUCUGCAGCGCGAGGAUCAAGAGGAGGGUGAAGAUAAUGAGGAACUGGAUUAGGAUUUCGUCUGAUUACAGCUCUCCGCAGGUGGGAGGAGGCAGUGCCUGCAGUAGAAAGAAUGGUCAGACCAAUUGCACUGAGCGCACCAUCAGAAUGCUGAUGUCAUGACUCGCAUGACAUCGGCAGUGCGGAUUAACGAUUGGGGCCACCAGACAGUUGGCAGCAGUCUGAGCACACAAAGAGAAGGUUCAAAUAGUUUGUCCACACCUUUGAAGCUUGAUUACAUUCGUGGACGGCAUGCAAAGCGUGAGGUUCGCCGAAGGAGUCCAGACCGCCAAGUUGGAAUAUUUAGAGACAUGAGAAGAAAGCCUAAAAGUUACGCUAGGAAACUGGGACUAUAUCCCUCUUCCGACCUUUCAUCUUUAGGCAUACAUUUGCGCCACGAGUCAAAGCUCGAGCAUAAUGCAAGAACUCAAGUUAAUGAACGCAACUUGGGAAGAUUGAAAACUGUCAAAAUACCUGAAUCAUCUAAUCCACAAGAAAUGGAACAAAGCGUUAAAUGUUACAUUCGUAUAGUGAUUUGUACGUCUACCUCCUCUACGCGAUAUUCCUGAGAUCUUGAUGUUCAGCGACCAUUUUUUUACUCGCAGUGAUGAAGAAGUCACGAUACCGGAG
Molecule: messenger RNA, 2027 nt
Organism: Marchantia polymorpha subsp. ruderalis
Lineage: Eukaryota; Viridiplantae; Streptophyta; Marchantiopsida; Marchantiales; Marchantiaceae
Source: the annotation of a GenBank genome assembly